Neoarius graeffei (lesser salmon catfish) is the source of this 3693-nucleotide messenger RNA. RefSeq names its product E3 SUMO-protein ligase CBX4-like. Bases 213 to 1529 code for a protein of 438 amino acids. The record is from RefSeq and is a predicted model, not a curated record. NCBI's taxonomy places the organism in Eukaryota, Metazoa, Chordata, Actinopteri, Siluriformes, Ariidae. The transcript is spliced from 5 exons. Gene Ontology annotation, biological process: negative regulation of DNA-templated transcription.
CACCGCGGCCGAACCACAGGAUACAGAACCCGCUCAUAUUUACACUCAGAUGGAUCAUAAACACACUUCUGUGUCCCGCUGAGACCCUGCGCAAGUCCGUGCUACAGAAGGAGAGAUUUUCAUUUUUUUAUUUGUAUUAUUAUUAUUAUCAUUAUUAUUAUUAUUAUUGUUAUUAUUUAUUAGUAGUAGUAGUAGUAGUAGUAGUAGUAGUAAUGAUGAUGGAGCUCCCUGCGGCAGGAGAGCGAGUCUUCGCCGUGGAGAGCAUCGAGAAGAAACGCAUCCGAAAGGGAAGGUUCGAGUACCUGGUCAAAUGGAGAGGCUGGGCACCAAAGUACAACACGUGGGAACCGGAGGAAAACAUUCUCGACCCGCGGCUGCUCGUGGCGUUCCAGCACAGGGAGCGUGAGGAGCAGCUGAUGGGCUACCGCAAGAGAGGCCCGAAACCAAAACACUUUCUCAACCAGGUUCCAUCAUUUGCCCGGAGAUCCAGUGUUCUUUCCAACCUCCAUGAUGCAUCGCAGGACAACGGGUUCCGUGUCAAAAUGUCCACUGAUCCGACGCCGAUGCAACAGCACCAUCUGAACAGGAGGAGGCAGCAUCCGUACCACAGCCAGGAUGAUGUCAUGAUCAACGGGAAGAACAAGAAGAAGCAGUAUUACCAGCUCAGCAGUGGAAAGCACCACACGCCCCAACUCGAGCCCACAUUGGACCAGACAAAGACCCAGGAACCGGAUCCGGGAGGUCGCAGCAACGUGAAGGCCGUCAGCACGGAGCUUGAGAAGGUUCUGGAGGGAGGAAAGUCAGAAUCAGAAUCAAAGCUCAGCAAGGAAAGCACGAGACCUGUGAACAGAAUAAGCAGCAAACUGAAAAUUGUGGAGAACAAGAACAAAAAUGGACGAAUCGUCAUCGUGAUGAGUAAGUACAUGGAGAACGGGAAGCAGGUGGACGGAGGGGUGAAGCAGAACGAGGCGUUGGAGAAAGGAACCAAUUACACAAACGGCGCUGUUGAGAGAACCAAACACUCUCAGAGGAAUGGGUUUGGAAACGGACGAGUCCAUGGUGCUGGAUUUGAAGAAACAUCUCAGCUGAUGGAAAAAUCUAGUCCAAAUCCCUAUGAGAACACCGUCCUCAAGCGGUGUCACUCGGAACCUUCAAGCAACCGGUGUGACGCUAAAAGCUUCUUGAGCUGUCGGAGCAUUAGCACACCAAACGCGAGCUUGAGUCCGAGUCACAGCAACGUCACAAGCCUUAAUGGACACCGCAGUCUGACUUCUGACUCUUUGUUCUCAGACUCGUGUCAGGACGAGCCAAUGGAUCUGAGCUUCACAGGUUCUCGAGGAGCGAGGAACGCCAUCAGGGACUGUCGGACAAAUGGACACUCGAACCCGGCGGAGGAACAGACGACGCCUUCUACACGAGAACCAGAGAGUGACGCUCUGAGCUUCGCACCUUUUCUCGGGAAUAUUAUAAUCACGGAUGUCACGGCGAACUGCCUUACGGUGACUUUCAAGGAAUAUGUACCUGCCUAGAAAUAACAGACUUUCAAAAACUAAAAACAAAACUACUGAUUUUUGUCACUUUGUAAAUUUGUGCGCAUGUAAAUAUGCUUUUUUUUUUAGAAUGAUUUAAUAUGAAAAUGCAGUUUAUUACUGGACAGUUUCAUGAUGCCUCUAUUGUUUUAUAAAUAAGCGUUAUUUUUACAAAACAUUUUUUUGACGCUGCUUUGCUAAUGUUUAGCGCCGAUACACUCUCUCUCUCUGUCUCUCUCAGCCAAUCACAGGACGUUAUAAUCGCAUCAACCCCGAUGAUGGCCAGGAUGCAGGGUUUAACACUCUUUCCGCUCGAUAAGUCGUAAGAACGCUCUCGUCCAGCGUUAGCUAACGAGCUAAAACUAAUUUAAUUUAUUGCUGAUUGUUCGAUUCACCUGCUGCUAUUAAUAUUUAAUCUUUUUUAAUGUAACUAAUGAGGUGUCGUAUCAUUUUGCUCGGUACGAUACGGUUCUGAUGAUUCGUUAUGUGUGUGUGUAUAGAACAAUACAUUCAACACACUGUGUAAUAAUAAUAAUAAACAUCGGCUACUCGUUAUAAAAUACUUCAAUGUUUAAACUUAAUCAGUAACAGUAAGAGCUUCUUCUUUUUUGUCUCGAAUCAGGGAUUCGAAUACGGGGGUUUAAAACUGUCACGCUGCUUUUCACAAGCUAAUGUGCUAGCAUACUACCUUACUAACAUACUAGCAUACUAGCCAGCACUAAUACUAGCAUAUCUACAACAACAUCAUGUGAACGAAACACACACACUCUCUCUCUCUUCACUUCUUUUCUUAGCCGAUUCAGUUCAGGUUUGGGCAGCGAUUGCGAAGUUCAUAGCUGCAGAUACGACUCAAAAACACAAGUCCUACAGAGAGCUGCGUAACUUCAUUUGCAUUUUUUUUUACACCGGAGAUGGAGAAACGAACUCAAUUAAGGCACAGUGACUUUGAAAAUGAAAUAAAAUGCUACACCACGCCUUUUUCCUCUUCCUGAACUUUUCGGGUCUGUUUCAGGUGCCUGAGAUGUCCUCUGGAUGAAAACCUGGUACAGAUCUGGCAACCCGGCAUGUCAGUGAAAGGUUGACCAGAGAGCUAAUGUUUAAUUCGGCACAUUUUAGCUAAGUUUGUUCUGUUCUGAUGCACGCUGCUAAGAGCUCACUGAACAGAUCACACACAUACACACGUUAUUUUCAGUUAUUGUGCUUUUAUGAAAAUUUUAUAAUAAUGAAAACGAAAACCUAGGGAACAUUUUGUGACUUUUUAAAAAAUUGUAUUGAGACACCACUGAAUUGUGGUAUAGAAUGUGUCAUCUACACCCUUCAUGACCCUUCAUGAACUUUCAUUUCCACGUAGAAAUGAACCUAGAUAAAAUUAAGUCCAUCCGCCCAUUAUCUGUAGCCGCUUAUCCUGUUCUACAGGGUCGCAGGUAAGCUGGAGCCUAUCCCAGCUGACUACGGGCGAGAGGCGGGGUUCACCCUGGACACGUCGCCACGUCAUCGCAGGGCUGAUAAAACUAAGUGACUCGCAAAUUUGUCUGUGAAACUAAAGAUUAAAAUAUUUAUUACUUUAUACACACAGUAUAUAUAUUUUGGGUCGUUGCGUGGAACCUUUCAUUCUGCAUUAUUUCACGUGAUUAUAUUAAAUCUUUCCAUUUUUCCUUUUCUUAUUUACCGUAUUAUAUUAUUCUAAUGUAAUAAUUAUAUCGUACUAAACAUAUUUAACGAUAAACAAAUUAUUACUAAUUACAAAACAGGCCUCUUUACAUACAAACAGUAAAAACACAAGAUUAAAUUUAUUAACGGAUGAAAUACAGCAGCGUUGAAUGGCGUGUCUUCCACAUCGUCUUAGGAAGGGAGUAAAUUUUAACAGAAUGUGCGAGAUGUUUAUAGUAUUACGGUGUGUCGUAUUCCUGAAUUUUAGCACGCACCUAAUAUGCAAAUACUCCAUGUUUGUUGUAUUUAGUGGUUUGAACAGGGGUUGAUUUUUCAGUAUGCUUGUUUCUGUUGCAUUUUUUAUUUGUAUAUAUAUUUUUAAGCACUUGUGUGUAAAUCUAAACAUUUUAAAUGUUAACGUCUGAAUCUGAGUCUUGUGUAAAGUUGCUUCUAUACACCAGGUGUGUUCCAGGCUACGAGCUCAGCACAUUAAAAGCUUAUUUUUGUGUGAUAA